AUGCAAAUUCGGAGCUAUAGCAAGAUGGGUAGUGCUAUAUAAAGGAAAAAAAGUGUUAAGAUGAACUGUUUUUUAAUUACAAUACAAAGUAGUGUGUUUUUAAUUGUGAAAAUAAUACGAUCGAAAAUUAUUCAACUAAAAUAUGUUAAAGUAUAUAGAAUUGUAAUAUUGUAAAUGAGUAUCAAAAUUAUUAAAUUUAAAAUGGUAUUUCUUUUGCAUUUAUGCUCUCCAAUAAAAAAGUUGUUCUAUAUGAAUAUCCUUGUAGAUUUUAUUUUGCUAGUUCUACUCUUCAAAUAUUGUAAAUUUUUGAUCUUAUUUCUCCUGAUGAAUUUUCUUAGAAUUUAUAAAUGA
Molecule: messenger RNA, 351 nt
Organism: Tetrahymena thermophila SB210
Lineage: Eukaryota; Ciliophora; Oligohymenophorea; Hymenostomatida; Tetrahymenidae
Product: transmembrane protein, putative
Exons: 1
Source: RefSeq, a predicted model, not a curated record